Molecule: messenger RNA, 1733 nt
Organism: Austrofundulus limnaeus
Lineage: Eukaryota; Metazoa; Chordata; Actinopteri; Cyprinodontiformes; Rivulidae
Gene: tpm1
Product: tropomyosin 1 (alpha)
Exons: 10
Coding region: 122-976 (284 amino acids)
Source: RefSeq, a predicted model, not a curated record
CAGUCCAGCUCAGCCUUCCGUCAGGCACAGACUCUCUCCUCCCCCCAUCCUCUCUCAGUCUCGCUCCUUUGCCUCUCCCGUUGGACGUUUUGUCGGCGCUGCCCAACAGCAACAAGCAGCCAUGGAUGCCAUCAAGAAGAAGAUGCAGAUGCUCAAGCUCGACAAGGAGAAUGCCUUGGACAGAGCUGAGCAGGCAGAGUCAGACAAGAAAGCAGCAGAGGACAGAAGCAAACAGUUAGAGGACGAUAUAAGAGAGUUGGAAAAGAAAUUGCGCGUAACGGAAGACGAGAGAGAUAGAGUUUUUGAGGAGUUCCAAACUGCCGAGGAAAAACUGUUGGGUGCCGAGGAGACCGCCACCAAGGCUGAGGGAGAUGUCGCCUCCCUGAACAGACGUAUCCAGCUGGUUGAGGAGGAGUUGGAUCGCGCUCAGGAGCGUCUGGCCACAGCCCUGCAGAAGCUGGAGGAGGCUGAGAAGGCUGCUGACGAGAGCGAGAGAGGCAUGAAGGUUAUUGAGAACAGAGCCAUGAAGGACGAGGAGAAGAUGGAGAUCCAGGAGAUCCAGCUCAAAGAGGCCAAAAACAUCGCUGAGGAGGCUGACCGCAAAUAUGAGGAGGUGGCCCGUAAACUGGUCAUCAUUGAGGGUGACCUGGAACGUACAGAGGAGCGCGCCGAGCUGUCAGAAAGCAAAUGCUCUGAGCUUGAGGAAGAGUUGAAAACUGUGACCAACAACCUGAAGUCACUGGAGGCCCAGGCUGAGAAGUACUCACAGAAGGAAGACAAGUAUGAGGAGGAGAUCAAGGUCCUCACCGACAAGCUGAAGGAGGCUGAGACCCGUGCUGAGUUCGCUGAGAGAUCAGUAGCCAAGCUUGAGAAGACCAUCGACGACUUGGAAGACGAGCUGUACUCCCAGAAACUCAAGUACAAGGCCAUCAGCGAGGAGCUGGACCACGCCCUCAACGACAUGACUUCCAUAUAAAUCGUUUACACCUCGUCAAAGACGCCUCCUCAUGCCCGAGCAGCACCUGUCUGCUCUCGCUCCGGCCUGCUCCCCGUCUUCCCUUUGCUUUCCUUUCCUCCUCAUGUUUCCAUGUCAGCCACACAUCCACUCUCUUGUACAGAAUCCUAGAAUCUUUCUGCAUUGUGUAAAAAAGAAUAAAAAAUCUUUCCUUCUAUUGUAAUCUCUCUCUCUUUACUCUGCUCCUUUUUAUUUUCCUUUCUAAUGUCUUAAUGUAAAGUGGUUCAAGUGAAAUCCCAAAGCCUUUUGCUGUUAAUUCGUGUUCCUGAUUUUUCUUUUUCAUCUUAUCACCCCAUUAGCUCCAUCUCUACACGGUGUCGUUUGAUAAAUUUCAGUUGAUGUCCCUUUUUGUUUUGUCAAAUAUCCUGUGCAGCUGAGGUAUUAAAUAUGAAAUAUUUUUGUGAGGAUUAAAAACUUACAGCGACCUCAGGUGCUUGACUGAAAACUGAGCCGUAUGUUUGAGACUGAUGCAUGCAAGCACUUUUUUUUUCACCUUGUGAAAAAGAUAACUGGAAGUGUGUGAGAGUUGGUGAGCAUUAACUGCUAAAUCGUAGAGAGAUUAGGGUAAUCUGGUGAAACGCAGAGCAGCAUGUAGGAGUUGUGGAUUCUCGUCUGGUGCUGGCAAAGUUGGAUGGAGUUGAUGCUGGUAGGGUGAACAAAAGAGCUUUGUGUGAUUCAAAGUAUUGUCUUACUUUUGAAUAAAUACACAAUGACAGAG